UCUAAAAUCGACAGGGACCACAAGCAGAGCUCUACAGCAAUUUUGGCAUUCGCGGAAUACUAGGGUUUCGUUAUCCUACUGCUAUUCAUAAUCAAUCUUCCAAAUCCUGUCCAACAUCGUCGUUUUCCUGUCUUCGAUUUUCUCUAUUGAUAUACCAUCAAACUAUGAGUGAUCUACGCGAGCUUGUUCAUGUAAUCUCUAUUGGAUAGACCACUCGUCUUCUUUUCCUUCUCCCGAAACAGCAUUGAAUUGCAGCUGCUGCUUGUGAUAUCGAAGGCAGCGGAAGCAGGUCGGGAUAAUGGAUGAGAGUCUUGAGACUAGGCGCUCUGUCCUUGCCAAUCCAUUAGCAUCACUGGAUUCCACUGCUCAGACAGGACAUGGUGGUGAUUGGCAAGAAGAGGUCUUUCUAAAGAUCAAAUCCAUGAAGGAUAUGUACUUGGGUGAGUUAAACCACAUGCACCAGAAGAUCACUGCAAGGUUGGAGCAGGUAAGGUUGCCUCUUUGCGCAAUUCCAAAGAGAUUUCUAGGGCCACCUGAUCUCUAACCCACUUUUAUAUUAAAAGAAAAAGUAGAAAAUUAGUAAUCAAUGAAUCAAUGUAAGAGAUUUAAUUGACUCCUGUUUUGAUUUGCUCGCUCCUGCAGCCAAUGUUUAGUUUUUCUUAAUUGUAUAGAUAAACUCUGGUAGUGGUUUGAGAUCUACUUAUGUGGUCUUAAGAGGAUUCUAUAUUGUUGUUGGUUUUCCAGCCUGAUUGUAUCCAACAGUCAGAAAAGCUUGACAAGUUGAAAAUAUUCAAGGCCAUGUUGGAACGUGUUAUAGCUUUUUUAUCAGUUUCCUCCAAAGAGAACAUUACCCUCUCUACAAGGAAAAAUUGGGCUCUUAUAAGAAGCAAAUAGUGAAUUUUGUAACUUCAAAUAGGCCCAGGAAACCUGCGCAGUAAGGACAACUUCCACUACCUCAUAUGCAAGCCAUUCCACAGCCACAGUCUCAGGCCUCUCAAGUACAGUCUCAUGAUAAUCAAACCAACCCUCAGUUGCAGCAGUCAUUGAACAUGCAUUGGUCUAUGCAAACAAUGCAACACAACUUGUCAAAUUUGCAGCUUAAUUCUCUGACGUCUUUGCCUGGGGAUUCAUCCGCACAGCAGAGUAUGUUAAGGUCACUGCAGCCAAGUUCGAACCUGGAUUUGGAUCAGGAAAACACUCUGGGUUGACUGCAGCAGGUUACCACAGGGUCUUUGCAACAAAAUCCUGUUAGUGCUGCCCAACAAGCAAACUGUUGAAAUAACUGAGACCAAGUCUUUUGAAUUUGUUAUGACAGUUAUGUGUUAGCAGUUAUCUUUAUGUAAUUUUGUGAUUCACACUUCAUGGUGCAGUAGUUUAUUUUACAGUUAAUUAACUUCCUUAUGUUUCAGCAACUGACAUCUAUAAGUUGCUAUUCUCUCAGAAGUCUGAUGUAUGUUUGAUGCUGUGUUUUUCUGAUCUAUCAGAAUACAGUUUAUGUAUUUCA
Molecule: messenger RNA, 1504 nt
Organism: Rubroshorea leprosula
Lineage: Eukaryota; Viridiplantae; Streptophyta; Magnoliopsida; Malvales; Dipterocarpaceae
Source: the annotation of a GenBank genome assembly